Messenger RNA from Penicillium samsonianum, 201 nucleotides. RefSeq lists its product as uncharacterized. The record is from RefSeq and is a predicted model, not a curated record. The coding region runs from base 1 to 201 and encodes 66 amino acids. NCBI's taxonomy places the organism in Eukaryota, Fungi, Ascomycota, Eurotiomycetes, Eurotiales, Aspergillaceae. The transcript has a single exon.
AUGAACUUCGCCAUUGCCGUCUUUGGUGUUAUGUUGGUCAUCGCUGUUGCAUUCUGGUUCAUCCAAGGUAACCGAACAUAUCUCCAGACCGAAGAUGCCAUCGCCUCAAUGGUCUACGCCCACCAUCUGGAAAUGAAUCAGCUAGGUAAUGAUGACUCUGUUCCUGCCGUUCAAGCUCCGGUCAUUGUUGAUCAGAAGUGA